GGAGAGAGAGAGAGGAGAGAGAAACAGAGAGAGAGGGAGGGAGUUUAAAGUAAGUGCUAUGUUUUGGGACAGGCUAAUCUGCUAGCGAGCAGUGUGAGGAUCGGAGCAUAUUGUGUGAGCCAGUGUGCAUGGUACAGAUAAGGAAGACAGCCACCCUGCCAGCCCGACCCACCGACUGCCUGACUGCCUGUUUUAAUGUGCUGACUCUGGGGAGAUUUUAAAAGACAGCGUAUUGACUCCUCAGACCUGUGCGGAGACCCUGGGCACAAACGCCACCACUACAACCACAGCCAGCAGAAGUGCAUCAGCAGACAGAAGGAAGAGAGUGAGAGAGAAAAUAGAGGACUAAAAAUUCACAACUCCACAGUCAGAAAAUUAAAGAGGAUUUUUUUUAUCCCCAUCUUUUUUCAACAGAUUUUUUUCUUUCUUUUUUGCCGCACCCAGGACUGACAACCAACCACAGAAAAUAUCAAGAAACGGGGAACACCAAAAAGAAACUGAAGAGAACCUGAACAUAUAAGGACAGAGCAACAAAAAGCACCGAAUCUGAACAUGUUCGAAAUAAGCCGAACACUCAACGCAGCUUUGUUGAGCAAUGAGCAUCUCAAGAUGAUGGUGAGGUACGGGCAGCUCUCGGGACUAGCAGCCAGUGGCGUGGGCUCCGUCCCCGAGACGCACUCGCCGCUAUUUCCCAGGGAUCUCCUGUCACCGCCAGCCCAGAUGGGCUACAGGUCACCCUUGGGGUCGACAGAGACACAGUGGCGUCAGGCAGAGCUCCCACAGCUCCAGGGCUGGGCAGAGAAGGGAUUGCUGACACAGCCAAAGAUGAUCAUCAGUAAUAUGGAGGCUCCAGUGACAAACGGGCCCAGUGGAGGAGGCAACACUGCCAAUGGGCCUACCUCCAACAACCGUGGUUGCCCCUCGCCCAUGCAGACUGGCCCUACAAAUGACGACAGCAAGACAAACCUCAUUGUUAACUACCUGCCCCAGAACAUGACCCAGGAGGAGUUCCGCAGCCUGUUCGGCAGCAUCGGCGAGAUCGAGUCCUGCAAGCUGGUUCGCGACAAAAUCACAGGACAGAGUCUGGGCUACGGCUUUGUCAACUACAUCGAUCCAAAGGAUGCAGAGAAAGCCAUCAACACAUUAAAUGGACUCAGACUUCAGACCAAAACAAUCAAGGUGUCAUAUGCACGGCCCAGCUCAGCCUCCAUCCGUGAUGCUAACCUGUAUGUGAGCGGACUGCCGAAGACGAUGACCCAGAAAGAGCUGGAGCAGCUUUUCUCCCAGUACGGACGUAUCAUCACCUCUCGCAUCCUUGUCGACCAGGUCACAGGCCCCGCAGGUGGCUCCCGAGGUGUGGGCUUCAUCCGCUUUGAUAAGAGGAUAGAGGCUGAAGAGGCCAUCAAGGGCCUGAAUGGCCAGAAACCUUCAGGUGCUGCCGAGCCCAUAACAGUCAAGUUUGCCAACAACCCCAGCCAGAAGACCAGCCAAGCUCUUCUGUCACAACUUUACCAGUCACCCAAUCGCCGAUACCCCGGUCCCCUUCACCACCAGGCCCAGAGGUUCAGGCUGGACAAUUUGCUUAAUAUGGCCUAUGGCGUAAAGAGGUUUUCUCCCAUCACCAUUGAUAGCAUGACCAGCCUGGUUGGUAUGAACAUCCCCGGGCACACAGGCACUGGUUGGUGCAUCUUUGUGUACAACCUGUCCCCAGAUUCAGACGAGAGUGUGCUCUGGCAACUGUUCGGGCCAUUCGGCGCAGUCAACAAUGUCAAGGUGAUCCGUGACUUCAACACUAAUAAGUGCAAAGGCUUCGGAUUUGUCACCAUGACAAAUUACGACGAGGCAGCCAUGGCCAUUGCCAGUCUCAACGGCUACAGGUUGGGCGACCGUGUCUUGCAAGUCUCCUUCAAGACUAACAAGACACACAAGUCCUGAACUUUAGCAGGUAGAAGCAGUUGCCCCGCGACUUUGUCUGCUCCAAAGUUGCCCCCAAUCCCCUCCUACCCCCCACCUCCACCCAUCCUUUAGGCCCUUCAGUCACUACCACUUCUACCACCUUACAGCAGCCAUCUAACACAGCAAACUCCAACAGGAACACAAAGCAACCGAACAAACAUCAAACAAAUUGAACUAGAAAUGGCUUAUAUUAUAACUUUGGACCUAUAAGCCAAUGUUGCCUAAGUAUUACAAAAAUGAAAUGAUGAAAAGUUUUUGGAAGCUCCUGUGAUAAUGCAGGCUUCUCUAUGUUGUAUAUUCUUUCUGUUUGUUGUGAUUGUUAAAAUGAUUUGUUCUCUUCUGUGUAAACAGUAGCAAAUCUCUGUAUCCCCUUAUUUCAGAGAAGAGAACAUCCUUUUUAGAUUGGAACCUUUUCUCUGUCUUAAUUCAGGAUUUGUUUU
Messenger RNA from Salarias fasciatus (jewelled blenny), 2396 nucleotides. It is a transcript of the gene elavl4, whose product is annotated as ELAV like neuron-specific RNA binding protein 4. NCBI's taxonomy places the organism in Eukaryota, Metazoa, Chordata, Actinopteri, Blenniiformes, Blenniidae. Gene Ontology annotation, cellular component: ribonucleoprotein complex. The record is from RefSeq and is a predicted model, not a curated record. The coding region runs from base 553 to 1935 and encodes 460 amino acids. Gene Ontology annotation, molecular function: RNA binding. The transcript is spliced from 9 exons.